Xiphophorus hellerii (green swordtail) is the source of this 553-nucleotide messenger RNA. Its product is annotated as trifunctional purine biosynthetic protein adenosine-3-like. Gene Ontology annotation, molecular function: phosphoribosylamine-glycine ligase activity. The record is from RefSeq and is a predicted model, not a curated record. The transcript has 5 exons. Bases 86 to 553 code for a protein of 155 amino acids. NCBI's taxonomy places the organism in Eukaryota, Metazoa, Chordata, Actinopteri, Cyprinodontiformes, Poeciliidae. Gene Ontology annotation, biological process: purine nucleobase biosynthetic process.
AAUUUAGUUUGUGUGCAAACUUUGCAUGUUUUUCUCACUGUGACUCCACGCAGUGUGUGUGUGUGUUAAUGUUUAGUUGCGUCACAUGUGUCCCCGCAGCUUCCACGGAGGGUCAGUCCACCCACGGAGAGCGGGGAAAGCACAGCAGGCGAAACGGGCUGCGAGUAAUUCUUGGUUCAUACCAACAGAGCUCAUUGGUUUGAUCUCUACGAUUUCAUCGGACCUCCAUCCCCUGGAAAAGGUCACGGCUCUUCCUGCUAAAGUUGCGAUGGCGGAGCGGGUUCUGGUGGUAGGAGGCGGGGGACGGGAACACGCGCUGGCCUGGAAGCUGGCCCAGUCGCCCCAGGUCCAGCAGGUUCUGGUGGCUCCCGGAAACGCAGGAGCCGCCAGCUACGGCAAGAUCAGCAACUCUGAGGUGUCGGUGAGCAACCACAGCAUCCUGGCUCAGUUCUGUAAGGACCACCACGUCGGUUUGGUCGUAGUCGGACCCGAGGCGCCGCUGGCAGCAGGUAUGGUGGAUGAUCUGACGGCGGAUCUUUUCUUAUUUCUGUAG